This is a messenger RNA of Tripterygium wilfordii, 1149 nucleotides long. Its product is annotated as haloacid dehalogenase-like hydrolase domain-containing protein 3. The transcript has 6 exons. Bases 18 to 926 code for a protein of 302 amino acids. The record is from RefSeq and is a predicted model, not a curated record. NCBI's taxonomy places the organism in Eukaryota, Viridiplantae, Streptophyta, Magnoliopsida, Celastrales, Celastraceae.
GUUUUUCACAACAAAAAAUGGCUCUAACACGAAGCAGCAUCAGGAGCAAGCUCCCUACGCUCGUUCUCGCAGCUCUAUCGGGCCCACGAUUGAAUGGGCCGAUGUGGCAGCGCCACUCCUCCUCCGACGCAGCAGCUGCUAGCGAGGCGGAGGUGGUCAAUUCGAGGCACGUGGGUUUGGAGUUGUUUGGAGGAGUGAAGGAGUAUGAGGAAUACAGGAGGUUUCUCUAUGGAGAAAUCACGCACAAGGCUCUUCUUGUCGAUGCUGCUGGUACGCUCCUCGUUCCUUCCCAACCUAUGGCUCAGGUCGCACCUCUUCUCCUCACGCAGACACCCACACACGCUAUUUAUAGACAAAUUGGUGAGAAAUAUGGCGUUGAGUACUCUGAGCAUGAGAUAUUGAACAGAUACAGAAGGGCAUAUGAGCAGCCUUGGGGCCGAUCACGACUAAGAUAUGUGAACGAUGGGAGGCCAUUCUGGCAAUUCAUAGUCAGUUCAUCCACUGGCUGUUCAGAUUCUCAGUACUUUGAAGAACUUUAUCACUAUUAUACUACUGACAAGGCUUGGCACCUUUGUGAUCCUGAAGCUGAGAAAGUGUUCAAGUCUCUAAGAAAUGCAGGUGUAAAGUUGGCUGUCGUGUCAAAUUUUGAUACUCGCCUGAGAUCUGUAUUGCGGGCUUUAAAUUGUGAGCAUUGGUUUGAUGCUGUGGUAGUUUCGGCAGAAGUAGCAGCUGAGAAGCCAAAUCCAACAAUAUUCCUGAAAGCUUGUGAGUUAUUAGGAGUAAACCCUGAGGAUGCUGUACAUGUAGGAGAUGAUCGCAGAAACGAUAUAUGGGGUGCCAGAGAUGCUGGUUGUGAUGCUUGGCUCUGGGGAAGUGAUGUUCACUCUUUCAAUGAGGUUGCUCAGCGAAUUGGGGUCCAGGUUUGAGACAACUUACCUUACACAAUAACACCGAUGUACAGGUCCCUUUAAGCUUUUUGUAAGAGGUGUAAAUUCUUCGACGAGGUCUUAAUUAAUAUGCAGGCUUUGGGGCUAUAACUAGUUUGGAAAGACUGAUAGAUGUAAUAUGUAAUGAGAUAACUACCUACCCUUUUUCUAUUCCAGAUAGUUGCUCUCUUUUGAAUGCUCCUCCGUUUCCCAAGUUUUGUUA